Tremella mesenterica DSM 1558 is the source of this 948-nucleotide messenger RNA. RefSeq lists its product as uncharacterized. Lineage: Eukaryota; Fungi; Basidiomycota; Tremellomycetes; Tremellales; Tremellaceae. The coding region runs from base 1 to 948 and encodes 315 amino acids. The record is from RefSeq and is a predicted model, not a curated record. The transcript has a single exon.
AUGCCAACGGACGUCUCCCCUGCUCCAUUCCGAUAUCAACAACAACUUCCUCACGGUCUAGAACAUCCAAACGCUUAUGCACUCAUGGGUCAAGCACAAUCACAUGGUUGGGCGUCACUUCCUCCACUCGGUGGCGGUGCAGGGGUCCCUCCGACAGGACCAGCACGAGCCGUAGAUUGUCUAGCCGGAACUCCACGUAAUGUUCUCCCUAAUGGGAUGAGAAACCCUUGGGCGCCGUAUCAAGGAGAGACUUAUCGUCCUGCUUCUGAUAUGAUCGAAGGACAAGCAUUCGGUCCAGAGUUGCCGGGAUCUGGUAUUUAUCCAGCUUCUCAACUUGGUGGAUCGGCAAUCGUACCGCGUUCGAGAGCAAUGUCGUUUGGAGGUGCGUCGAUAGGUUACGAUGGAGGUGGAUUGGGUGGAAUGAGAGGUGACGAUGGAUGGAAUGGAAGUGCCGGAAGGUUACAUCGAGGUUUAGCACCUGACAUGUCAUCAACUGCUGGUGCUCUACCCAGACUUGCCAAUCCCAACAACGGGGCGGCAUGGUUACAAGCUCCAUCAUCAUAUGCCAAUCACGCCCGAAUGAACCCAGCUUCCUUGUUCGAACCUGCCAUACAACCCUUGGGAGGUGCCAGCGUAUAUCUUCAACCUCCCGUGGCAAACUCGGCAAACGCCCGACCUCGUCGCGCACCCGUGGUACCCAUUGAUGGAUGCGCAGAAUGUGUCGCCGAACAAAGAGAGAAGGAAAGGGAAAGACAAUCGAUGAACUCACAUAGCGCUCAUCAUCACCAUCGUCGUCAUCUCACACCUCCCAUAGCCGGCAGUCCUCUUCGACGAGAGCCGGCGGAAGCACAGGCGUUGGCAAGACAUGGGUCGAAACAUUCUAGUCGAGGUAGACGAGAGGGGAAGAAUGAGUGCAGCCAAUGUUCAAGUCACUCGCACGGAAGGUGA